AUGGCUCACGAUGGCGUUCCAACGACUGCAGACAUCCUGCCUACUUCUUUGGCAUCGUCCCCGUCAGCCGCAGGAACAUCGUCUGAACAUGACGAUAGGCCGCUCAGGCCAACAGGCAACACGUCGGGUGAUUCCACAAGUAGCACGACACUUGAUGGCCAGCGAGCCUCUCAGCAGACCGAAGCAACAGGAAUCACGACUGCUGCGAGGUCAUCUGCAAGCAUGCCUGCCAAUGACAUAGCUGAUCAGCGCAAAGCCAAGCCGCCCGUUGCUGCUUCCGCCUCGAUUGAUCCCUAUCGCGAAGUCUUUGGGACGCCGCCGGUAGGCCAGAUUGGCAAGCACAAGCCAAGAGAGAUUGUACGAAUAGAACGCGACUACACUGCUGGCGAGCUACCUCAGUUCUGGAGUGGCUUCCCCAUCGAGCUAGAGGGCCGCGUCACGCCGACCGCACAUUUGCAAGUGAUGAACAAACUCAAUGCGCGCCUAGCGUCGGCAUACGAUCCCUAUAAAUCUAUCUUCGACAAUGUGCUUGCGGUUAUGACGCUCUACAUAUCAACCAUUCUCACGCAAGGUCACUAUGGCAGAGAGAUGGCCCAGUUUGACAAAGAGAUCGAAGAAGUCAACCGAACAGUCUACAAUCCCGCGAGUCUCAACCUCAUAGAUCCUCGUAGCGUUGGCUACCUAUUCCUCGAAAUCGAAUACUACUGA
Molecule: messenger RNA, 708 nt
Organism: Mixia osmundae IAM 14324
Lineage: Eukaryota; Fungi; Basidiomycota; Mixiomycetes; Mixiales; Mixiaceae
Exons: 5
Coding region: 1-708 (235 amino acids)
Biological process (GO): peptidyl-L-cysteine S-palmitoylation; protein targeting to membrane
Cellular component (GO): extrinsic component of endoplasmic reticulum membrane; endoplasmic reticulum palmitoyltransferase complex
Source: RefSeq, a predicted model, not a curated record